Molecule: messenger RNA, 1208 nt
Organism: Micromonas commoda
Lineage: Eukaryota; Viridiplantae; Chlorophyta; Mamiellophyceae; Mamiellales; Mamiellaceae
Exons: 1
Coding region: 1-1143 (380 amino acids)
Source: RefSeq, a predicted model, not a curated record
AUGCCGCUCAUCGAGGAAGUCGUCCACCACUCCGCGGCCCUCGAGCCGUUGGAUGGUGAUGACGCCGAGCUUCACGAGGACGCGUCGUCCUCCAAGGUCAACCUCGACGCCGCGGUCGCGGAGAUCGAGGCGCGAGAGGCGGAGCACGGGUGGCAGACUCUCGUGGAGGGCACCGACGGGGACCGGCCCGCGGUGGACGAAGACGGCAACGUGCUCUCCGUGUUCGGCGAGCAGUCCUUGCACAACUACCCCGACAUCCACGCCGACUGGGGCGACGUCCGACACGGCCCGCUCGCGGCGCGUCGACCGACGCAGGCGGGCACCGCGAACCCGUACGACGCAAACGCGGGGGGUUGGAACACCGAGUACCGCGCGCAGCUCGAGCACGCCAUGGACAUGGUGAGGGACUCGCGGGAGGUGAUGAAGAACCUUCGCGAGCUCAGACGUAAGAAGAAGGAAGAGGACGAGGAGGGGGUGCAUCACACGUACGUCAAGGGCCAGACGGCGAAGGAGGCGAGCGAGCAAUGGGAACGCGAGCGAGCCGAGCGAGUCGAGCGGGACAAGUCCAAGAGGCUCGCGAAGAUGGAGGCGGACGCGAGGGCGGCGGCGAGGGCGGCGGAGGAAAAGGCUGGUGAGAUCGUUGGGGUCAAGCCCUUGCCCGAGUGGAUCGUCAAGGCUGGCAAGAAGGACGGAUCGUCGGCCGAGUUUGACCUCGCCGCAGCGCACAGGGAGUGGAUCGAAGCGCUCGGCGCAAGGGACAGCCCCACGCGAACCAGGACCGGCCGGUCGGCGAUGAACCGGGAUGCGGACGAGGACGCGCGAUGCGAUGAGGAGGCCACCGAGCCGCCGGCGACGCCUCCGAGCGAGAAGGAAAAGGCGGAGUCGAAGACGAUGAAAGCGGAGUCGGCUCGCUCAGAGUUUGAAGUCGACGAUUCCAACGAGGGAGACUUCUUCCGCGAGCUGUCCAGCCUGAGUCCGCACAGGCGCGCGCAGUCGUCGAGGACCGAGGAGAGAGACUUCUGGAAUGAGGACGUGUACGGCGGCGACGUCAACGACGAGCUCGCCCAGUUUGAGCGGCAGAUGUCGGAGAUGUGCAGUCUCGAAAUCUCGUCCAUCAAGCGCGUCGCCGUCGCCGAGGACUGACGUGCUCACAGGAUGCUAUGCCAUCUACCGUGCGAGAUAUUAAAUACCGAUGAUUCCUAAAGUCU